AUGGCUUCAGUGUUCACAUGUGGAGUUGAAGACCUGCUGUUCAGCGGCAGCCGCUUUGUUUGGAACUUGGCAGUCUCUACUCUAAGGAGGUGGUACACACAGAGAGUGAGGGGUUGCCACCAAGCUCUGAGAACAUGGUGCGGGAUAAGGGACGUUUAUCAGAUGACAGAAGGGAGAUACUGCCAGGUACAGCUGCUGGAUGACAGGAAGUUAGAGCUGCUGGUUCAGCCCAAACUUUUGUCCCGAGAAUUGUUGGAUCUGGUGGCUUCACAUUUCAACCUCAAAGAAAAGGAAUAUUUUGGGAUAACAUUCAUAGAUGAUACAGGCCAAAAUAUCUGGCUACAGUUAGAUCAUAGAGUUCUGGAUCAUGACUUGCCCAAGAAACCAGGUCCAGCAACGUUAUACUUUGCUGUUAGAUUUUACAUUGAAAGCAUUUCCUUUCUGAAAGACAAAACUACAGUAGAGCUCUUCUUCUUGAACGCCAGGUCCUGUGUGCAUAAGGGACAUAUUGAGGUGGAAAGUGAGACAGUCUUCAGAUUAGCGGCUUUGAUUUUACAGGAAGCUAAAGGGGACUAUUCCAGUGAUGAAAAUACAAGAAAAGAUUUAAAAACCUUGCCCGUCUUUCCUACCAAGACGCUUCAGGAACACCCAUCUCUCAGCUAUUGUGAGGACAGAGUCAUAGAACAUUACGUAAAAAUUAAGGGGCUGACCAGAGGACAAGCCAUUGUUCAGUACAUGAAAGUGGUUGAAGCACUGCCUACUUACGGAGUCCAUUACUAUGGAGUAAAGGAUAAACAAGGAAUCCCAUGGUGGCUUGGAAUCAGUUAUAAAGGAAUCGGCCAGUACGAUUUACAAGAUAAGGUUAAGCCAAGGAAAUUAUUUCAAUGGAAACAGCUGGAGAAUCUCUACUUCCGUGAGAAGAAAUUUGCUGUGGAAGUUCAUGACCCUCGAAGAAUUUCAGUAUCAAGAAGAACUUUUGGACAGAGCGGUCUUGUGGUACAAACCUGGUAUGCGAACACUUCUCUGAUCAAAUCCAUCUGGGUUAUGGCAAUUAGUCAACAUCAGUUUUACCUGGACAGGAAACAAAGCAAAGCAAAAAUUCCCUCAGCCAGAAGCUUGGACGAUAUUGCCAUGGACUUGACAGAGAUGGGAACACCAAAGGUUUUGAAACCAGUUGCUUUGGAGGUGAAGAAUCAAUUUAUUAUGGCUAGCAAUGGCAGCUUAAUCUCUUCAGGGUCUCAAGAUUCAGAGGUCAGCGAAGAGCAGAAAAAAGAGAAAAUCUCGGAGCUGAAAAAGAAAGAGCAGCAGCUACAAGAGAAGCUCCUGCAGAAAGUUGAAGAGCUGAAAAAGAUCUGCCUGCGGGAGGCGGAGCUCACUGGGAAAAUCCCAAGGGAAUACCCACUGAACACAGGAGAGAAACCUCCUCAGGUCAGAAGGCGUGUGGGCACAUCGUUCAGAUUGGAUGGCAGUCUGCUUCCCAGCGAAGAGGACCCAGCCCUUCAGAACCUGGAAAGCAAUUUUCUAAUUCAGCAAAAGCUAGUGGAAGCUGCAAAGAAACUUGCUGGUGAGCCAGACCUGUGCAAAAAUGUGAAGAAAAAAAGGAAACAGGAGUAUGCGGAAGCCGUGAAGAAACUUCAGGAGAUUGAAAAUUCCAUUAAUGAGUAUAGGAUUAAAUGCGGGAAAAAACCUGCACCAAAAUCGACCCUGACCUUAGCAGAUGAUAUAAUCCCGUCUGAGAGCAGCUCUUUAUCUGAUACAACAACAUGUGAAGAUGGCAGUGAUUCCCUGGCUGUACCUGGCCAAAGAACAAACCAUGUGCCUCUUUCUCCAAAAUCUCCAUCACCGAAAUCUCUUGGUGUGGAGAGAAUCCAUCUCAGAAAGUCAUCCAUGAAUGAGAUGUUCCUGGAAUCAAGACACUCCAGAGAUCCCUUGUCAACACACAGCAGUCCAUACAGAACAGCAGAGAGGCAGAACCACGGUGGAAGAAGCAUGCCCACGACACCAGUACUCACUCGCAAUGCAUACAGUAGCACUCACUUACAGCCAGAUGUUUCCCCCCAGCACUGCAGGCAGCGGAGUGGCAGCUUAGAGUCUCAAACCAACUUGCUGUCUGAGACUGCUAGUGAAAAGCCAUUGUUCACGCUUUCAAAAUCCCAAAGAAGCAGCAGUACAGAAAUCCUGGAUGAUGGAUCAUCCUACACCAGCCAGUCGAGCACGGAAUACUAUUGUGUGACCCCAAACCCCUGCUUUACUGCCCAGACUCUUGACAACCGGACAAGAAACAGGAGGCGAUCUAAGAAACAGAACAUUUCUGCUGCCAAUUCAGGAAGUAUGCCAAACCUAGCCCCAAAAGAUGUCCGCAAUGGCAUUUAUCAAAAAAGUCAAGUGCCGCCAUCGGCUAACAGCUACAUUUCUGGCUACGCUCCUUACAUGGAAUGUGAUAUGUAUUAUAAUGGUGGCUAUAUGUAUGAGAAUGGCACAGAGGGGCAAUACACUGUCAACCCUUCCUACCGCUCAUCGGCACACUAUGGAUAUGAGCGCCGAUAUCGGGAAUUCAGGUCCUUCCAUGAGGAUGAGAUGGAAAGAGUGCCACACAACCCUUAUGCCACCUUGCGCCUGCCGCGGAAGCAGUCUGUGAAAUCUGAGCACAUCACCAAAAACAUUCACAAGGCCUUAGUAGCAGAGCAUCUUCGUGGUUGGUACCAGCGUGCCUCUGGUCAGAAAGACCAGGGACUUAGCCUGCAGGCAGGCUUUGAUGACAGAGGAUCACAGAGGAGCCUGGGUUUUGCUGGACUGCAGGUACCAUGUUGUCCAAGCAGCCGUGCGUCAUCAUUCUCAUCAGCAUCUUCUAUAAAUGCCUCUGGGAACUGGCGGAAUCAGAUUGCGCUUUCUGAUUACGAUACACUCUCUCAUUCCUCUUAUGCUAGCUCUUACGGGACUGUGUAUGGCACCCAUCCACUGCACAGCAGGAUGUAUGCUGAGACAAGCCAGCUGAACAGCAGUGAUCGCAACCAGCUGGAGGGUGACUUGCAAGGCAGCGAACAGAAACUGUUUUGGCACGAAGAUUCGAAACCUGGGACUUUAGUGUGACUCUGCCCUCUGCUCCCCUGACCAUGUGUGCCUUGCACCGUAUGCUGUUCCUACAAAAAAGAGCUUCCCAGCGCAACUCAGAAAUGAGAACUUGGGUGGAAGGAUAAAGCAUUCUGUGAGACAAAGCUACUGCAGUCUCUUACCCAUGCAAGCACAGCUUUGUGAAUUCAAGCAGCCUAAACAAGGAAGGGUCAGCUCCAUAGUUUGGUUUUAAAUCUCCUACCAAACACAACCUUUGGCUGAAGUAUUUUCCAGAAAGCACUUUUUAGCAGAUGGGAAGUUGUUGAAGGUGCAGACUUCUGAAAAUGUGAAAAGGAGAUUCUUCUUGGGAAGGAAGGAUUUUUUUAGGAGCACAAUUCAGAUAAUCAAGAUAUUGAAGACACUUCUGCCGUAGCAUCUGCUGAUCAAAAAGACAACUUUGUGGUCUAUUGAAGUACAUGAACCCACGGAGGGAGCCGAGGAUUGACUCUUUGUAUUGCAGCAAUUACUUGAAGGACGUUUGGGCUUUUCAUACAGUAUUUUGAAUGAGAAAAAAGGUGUAUGUUUUUAACAGUGUGUUGUCUUGAAUAUGUCUUUCUGUUCUCAACACCACAGAAAAAGGAAGCAGCAGUUGCAUCUAGUAAUGCACUGUAUGAAAACUAUUCCCGCAUAUCGGGUGCUUUCUAGGAAGCGGGAGCAGGCGGAUUCAGACCUCUUCCCUGAUCAAAUGAAAUGCGCACUUCUGCCGGGAUAUGUCUUCAUUUAUGCAAAGAUGCAUGCAGGUUUAAUGUAGAGUAUGCACAGAGAAACACUAGAUAUGUCGUAAGAAAUAGCAGAUUUGCUACAAAAUGUGUUGCUGAUAUGAAAAAUCACCAGUGCAUUGAACAAUAUUAUAAUAGGGGCCAGUAUUUUUUUUUCUAAAAACGGAUGCAAAUGCAUUAAAUUGUAACACCGUGUUGGUGCCUUAAAAGCAAAGGGCAUUAAAAUGGUUAUCUGAAAAGCAGCUGUGCUAUUUGGCAGUGCAAUCCUCAACAGAUAUUCACCCGAGUCACUCACCCCAAACCAGCAAAAGGCUGCAAACUCACUGUUGUUCUGCACAAGAAUAAGAUCAGUGGUAAUCACCUGUCAGCUAAGGAAAAGAUAGAGGGGCAGGGCAGGCAGGCAAAGAAUACCUGGAAUGGGUCCAGGCUGGAGCCUGAGCUGGAACAAAGAGCGGUUGGUUGUGCAUCAUCUGUUUGGUGAUGCAGGAGUUGGAUAUGUGGUCUUUUCCUCUGAAGCAGCCUUUUUUGUUGUUUUGUGAGGUAAGCCAGAUGUAAAAGUCUCUUUCCACAUGUAGAUUGACUUGUAUAGAUCAGGGCUGUUCUACUGAGUGAUAAAUUAACAUUUCACAAAAUAAUUGAAUAUUGUUCCAUGUGCAGGGAAAAAUCAGCUGCAGGUUUUAUCUAGGAGGGAUAAUCCUACCUCAUAUCAUCUACCUGUAGGAACAAAUUAACAACAUAAUUUAGUGUAAUUUUACAAAAUGCACAAAUUUUGGUUCUCAGACAUACCUUGUGCUUCAGGAUUCCAUACAAUGGUGCUUGUGGGGAGUGUCUUUUUUAACACAGGAUGGAUCACUCCUUGUUCAUAUUGUGAAUAGAAAUGUUUCUGAAAAUAAGUUUUUGGAUCUUUUUUUAUGGACACUCCAAAGCAUGUAAAAAAAUCUAUCUAUAUAUAGAUAUAUAUACAGAGAGUCUGAAUUUGUUAAGCUGGUCCUUAGUCAUUUGUAUUAUUAGAAUUAAAGUUUGGAAUAAACAAGGGAAAAUAAAAAAUAAUUUAUUUCUUUUGUGCAUAUUUGUAUAGCCUUUUAGAAAGAAGAAAAUCUUUUUGCUUAUUCUUUUACUGACCUGACUUUUUAAAGACCUAUGAUUUUCUAUAGGUCAAUAAACUUAA
Messenger RNA from Eublepharis macularius, 4998 nucleotides. RefSeq names its product FERM domain containing 4B (gene FRMD4B). Lineage: Eukaryota; Metazoa; Chordata; Lepidosauria; Squamata; Eublepharidae. The record is from RefSeq and is a predicted model, not a curated record. The transcript is spliced from 23 exons. Gene Ontology annotation, cellular component: cytoskeleton; adherens junction; bicellular tight junction. Bases 1 to 3090 code for a protein of 1029 amino acids. Gene Ontology annotation, biological process: establishment of epithelial cell polarity.